CAAUAGUAAGUAGCAACAGCCAAGGCGCUCAAUCACAUUCCAUAAAUUCCCGCUCCGAACUCCCAACUCACUUCUCGUCGUACCGUCUACGGUCCUCCACCACCAUUACUCGUCUCUUCCAUUAUUACCCUUGCUCGCCGGCGCCACUGUCGCCGUCGUUUUCUCCUCUUAACUUACAGUCCUAUCGCAAGCCAUGAAACCCACCGCGAUAGUCACCGCCGCGGUGGAUAUCGUUAAAGGUCCUUACUUUGUCAAAAUUGCAGCCGUUGCGCUUCUUUCCCUCUCUCUUUUCGCCCUCUUCUACCACCUGCCUUCCAUUCCAUCCGCCGUUUCCUAUGCCUCCACCUCUGCUGUUGGAGGCGUCAACACCUCCAUAUCACCAUCCAUUUCACCACAACCUUUGCCAUCCCCAACAACGGGAUCAUCCUCAAAUUCAAGUCGGCGGCGUCAGCCGCUACCGUGGGUAACGGAGGCCCCGAGGAUCGGGAUAGUGGACGAGACUGGAGCGAUGACAGUGGAGUUUGACAUUGGGGAGUUCGAUUCGAGCGCCAUGGAGGAGCUGAGGAAUUUGAGCGAUUGGAGAGAGGAAGAGAAGAAAGAAGAGAAUAAUGACAGUGGGGUUAGAGUCAGGUAUGAGAAGUACAAGGUGUGUGAAGAGACGAAGAGCGAGUAUAUACCUUGUUUGGACAAUGUAGAGGAGAUUACAAGGCUGAAUCUGAGUGGCAGUGUGGAAAGGUUCGAAAGACAUUGUCCUGAAGUAGGCAAGGGGCUGGAUUGCUUGGUGCCAAUGCCUAAAGGGUACAAGAGAUCCAUACCGUGGCCCAAGAGCAGAGACGAGGUGUGGUUCAGUAAUGUGCCUCGUAUACGUCUGGUUAAAGAUAAGAAUGGCCAGAAUUGGAUAGCAAGGAAAGGGGAUAAGUUAUUUUUUCCACGAGGUGGAAGACAGUUUAUUCAUGGGGUAGAUGAAUACUUAAACCAGAUUUCACAGAUGGUUCCUGCUAUUGCAUUUGGCCGACACACCCGUGUUGCUUUAGAUAUUGGUUGUGGAAUAGCAAGUUUUGGUGCCUUUUUGCUACAGCGCAAUGUGAUCACUCUAUCAAUAGCGCUAAAAGAUGCCCAUGAGAACCAGAUACAAUUUGCACUGGAGCGUGGAGUUCCCGCCAUGGCAGCAGCAUUUGCUUCUCGUCGUUUGUUGUAUCCAAGCCAAGCUUUUGAUUUGAUACACUGCUCAAGAUGUAGAAUUGAUUGGAUUCGUGAUGAUGGAAUUUUGCUCCUCGAGGCAAACCGGAUGCUAAGGGCAGGAGGAUACUUUGUGUGGUCUGUGCAACCUGUAUAUAAACAUGAAGACAAUCUGCCGGAGCAAUGGAGAGAAAUGCAGGACCUUACUAGUCGUAUUUGUUGGGAACUGGUAAAGAAGGAAGGAUCAAUUGCCAUAUGGCAGAAGCCAUUAAACAACAGCUGCUACCUUAAUCGUGAUGCUGGAGCACAACCUCCACUUUGUGACUCUAAUGAUGAUCCAGACAAUGUCUGGUAUAUCAGCUUGAGGGCAUGCAUAAAUCUACUGCCUGAGAAUGGUUAUGGGCCCAAUGUUAUUACAUGGCCUAUGCGCCUUCAUUAUCCACCAGAUAGACUGCAGAUCAUAACAAUGGAUGCCUCAAUAUCCAGAAAGGAAAUCUUCAAGGCAGAGUCAAAAUAUUGGAAUGACAUAAUAGAAAGUUAUGUUAGAGCUUUCCGAUGGAAACAAAUGAACUUCCGAAAUGUGAUGGACAUGAGGGCUGGAUUUGGAGGGUUUGCAGCAGCAUUACAUGAUCUUCAGAUCGAUUGCUGGGUUAUGAAUGUUGUUCCUGUUAGUGGGUUCAAUACCUUGCCUGUUAUAUAUGACCGUGGGCUUAUAGGAGUGAUGCAUGACUGGUGCGAGCCAUUUGACACUUACCCCAGAACAUAUGACCUAUUACACGCAGCAGGUCUGUUCUCUGUCGAGCAGAAAAGGCACAAAUGCAAUAUUUCGACCAUAAUGCUUGAGAUGGAUAGGAUUCUAAGACCUGAUGGAAUUGUUUAUGUUCGUGAUUCUGUAUCUGUUAUGGAUGAACUUCAAGAGAUAGCAAAAGCCAUGGGUUGGGUGCCUUUUCUUCGUGACACAGGUGAAGGUGAACAUGCAAGCUGGAAGAUUUUGAUUUGUGAGAAACGUAUGCCAUAAGCUUUUCCUUUUAAUUUGAUCUCUGCCCUCACUAAAUUAAUCAUCUUUUUUCCUUCCCUCUUGGCCCAAAAAAAAAAUUAGUGCACUUUUUUGUUGUAACCAUUUUUGUAAGUUCUUUAUGAAUUUCUUAGAAACUGUAUAGUUUCAAUUCAAGGGGAAAAUGUAGAUUUUUUUUU
Messenger RNA from Hevea brasiliensis (rubber tree), 2373 nucleotides. Its product is annotated as probable methyltransferase PMT10. Bases 194 to 2197 code for a protein of 667 amino acids. The record is from RefSeq and is a predicted model, not a curated record. Lineage: Eukaryota; Viridiplantae; Streptophyta; Magnoliopsida; Malpighiales; Euphorbiaceae. Gene Ontology annotation, cellular component: cytoplasm; endosome; trans-Golgi network. The transcript is spliced from 9 exons. Gene Ontology annotation, molecular function: methyltransferase activity.